GGGCAGCCUCUAUAUUCUUAUCUGAAGCUUCCCCUCCCUAGUUCUAGCAACAAAACUUUCCUGAAGCUAGGUUUACCUAAGAGCUGUUCAUCAUGUCGCACUCUCACGACGGUCACUCUCACUCUCACGAUGGAGGCUUCAAUGCUGUUGAGCAUGGCCACUCGCAUGAGAUCCUUGAUGGUCCGGGAAGCUUCUUGGGUCGCGAGAUGCCAAUCGUAGAAGGACGAGAAUGGUCCGAGAGAGCCUUCACUAUUGGCAUUGGAGGCCCCGUCGGUUCCGGAAAGACUGCCCUCAUGCUCGCCCUCUCCCUCGCUCUCCGAAAGGAAUACUCCCUCGCAGCCGUGACGAACGACAUCUUCACCCGCGAAGACGCAGAGUUCCUUACCCGAAACAAAGCCCUCCCACCUCCUCGCAUCCGCGCCAUUGAAACCGGUGGUUGCCCGCACGCUGCUGUGCGUGAAGAUAUCUCCCAGAACCUCGCUGCAUUGGAGGACCUGCACCGCGAGUUCGACACCGAUAUUCUCCUUAUUGAAUCAGGAGGCGACAACCUCGCUGCGAACUACAGUCGUGAAUUGGCCGAUUUCAUCAUCUACGUUAUUGAUGUCAGUGGUGGUGACAAGAUUCCUCGAAAGGGUGGCCCUGGUAUCACGCAGAGUGACCUCUUGGUUGUCAACAAGACCGAUCUGGCUGAGAUUGUCGGUGCAGACCUUGGUGUUAUGGAGAGAGAUGCUCGAAAGAUCCGAGAAGGUGGACCAACAGUCUUUGCACAGGUGAAGAAGGAUGUUGGCGUUGAUCAUAUUAUCAGGUUGAUCAAGAGCGCAUGGAAGGCCAGUGGUGCAGAGGAAGAGAGACGAAGCAAGGGAGGUCCCAGACCAACAGAGGGUCUGGAGCAGCUGGAGUAAACAUCACAUAUAUAUCAAAAAGAACACUAUUGGAAAUAGUCAUAUAAGAGGAAAGAAAAAAAACGCCAACUUUUAAUUCUAAAGGUAUACUGG
This is a messenger RNA of Fusarium oxysporum Fo47, 995 nucleotides long. Its product is annotated as CobW/HypB/UreG, nucleotide-binding domain-containing protein. Lineage: Eukaryota; Fungi; Ascomycota; Sordariomycetes; Hypocreales; Nectriaceae. Gene Ontology annotation, molecular function: GTPase activity; nickel cation binding. The coding region runs from base 93 to 902 and encodes 269 amino acids. The transcript is spliced from 2 exons. The record is from RefSeq and is a predicted model, not a curated record.